AUGGGAAUAGUGAAAGAGAUAAAACUUCGAGUUAGAAAUUCCUUAAAAUUAAGAAAAUCAAAACGUGGAUCACUUAUUAACCUUCAAAAUCUUCCACCCGAUUGCCUUGAGAGAAUUUUUCAACAUGUUUAUACCGACAUUUCAAACGAGAACAUCAUCGCCUCAACCAUAACCAACUUGAAUUCUCUAUUCAUGUGCGCUCAAGUAAACAAACUUUGGUGCGCACUUUCAAUUCCUGUGUUAUGGCGUCGUCCCUUUUCGAUCGCUCUCGAUGGAAAAAAGAAUGCGCAAUUAAUAAAUACCAUCAUCUCGUUCCUUUCCGAACAAGAAAAGAACAUCUUGGAGUAUCAAAAAUUAAAGUUUGAACCUUUUACGAGUCACCAGUUCAAUUACCUACAAUUGAUAAGAGUGUUGGACUACGAUAACUUUAUUAAAUCAGUACAUAGGUGGGUUGUUAGGUAUCCCAACGAUUGUAAGGAUUUUACAAAGUCGCGUAUGCUCACGCAAUUACUCGGCAAGGUUCUCCUCAAGGAAAAUGCCUUAAGCGGAUUUAAAACGUUUAAUUACUUUCGUGUUAGGACUUAUGAUAAUUUUAAUUUUAUUCCAUUAAAUAAGUUAAGCCCCAAUAAUUCUUUUGAUUGGUUAAGUCAACUAACCCAACUCGAGUAUAGAAAUCCCCACAGGAUUAAUAAGAUGAAUUUAAACGAAUUCCUUGAUUUCUUUAGUAUCAUCACGAGCAAUUGUAAUCAAAUCAACAACCUAUCAUUGGAUGUUAGAAUAGAUGACUUUGCGGUUGAUCAAUCGAUUUCCAAAUUAUUAUUGAACGAAUAUGAUUACAUGAAAAUCGAUAAAUCGAUUUCCAAUUUAUUAUUAAACCAACAAAGAUUAGAAAAUUUAUCAAUCAACUACACCUCAAAAAAUAUUUAUAACUCAAUUUACAAGCAUGUGAAUUCUUUAUCUUAUUUACAUAUUAAAAAAAUCAACGACUUUUCUAAUUUGCUUAGAAUCAUUACAUCCUGUAAAGUUUUACACACUUUAGAAUUGGAACAAUGCUCUAGCGAUCAUUUUGCCCGUGAUAGUUUUAUCGCAAACUUCCCUUUAUCACAACUUUCAAUCAAGCAUCUCUAUUUUAAUUUUGACAAGGAGAAUUAUGAACUCUUCUUGAUGAUGCUCCUUGAAAUGAUAAAUUCAAACUUAACCACCUUAUCAACAAAAUUAAUCACUUCAAAUGUUUUACAAAUCCUCUCAACUUAUUGUACAAACAUCACCUCUUUGAACGUCGCAAACAUUCUUCCAAACCUAAACUUCAAAUCUCUGUUACACCUCAUUUCCAUUCUUCCUUUACGUCAAUUAUAUUUAGAAUUACCAUAUUUACAUUUUCAAGAAAAUAUGCUUGAUAUCAACGAUUUAGCUUCUUCCUUACCACCUUCUUUAGAGUGCAUUCAUUUAAAUUGUUUUAUCGCUCCUCAACAUUUGAGUGAUUUACUAAAUGAGUCGCGAUCACGUUUUAAAUCGUUAUGGUUAUAUCACGUUGAUGAUAAUUACGUUGAUUAUUUGAAAAGAUUAUACAAAUAUUCCCAAGAACAUGACAAUUGUUUAAAAGAUGUUAAGUUGGGUUGGAAUAAUUUAGUUAAUCAUAGAUGUAGAAGAAAGGACAGAAGGUUGAGCGGUAGCGAUGACGAAUUUCAAAAAACAAUGUCCAAACGCUUGAAAGAUGCCAAAAAUAGCGUUUCUAAAGAAAAGAAAAGGGGAAGUAAAGUAAUCACUAACGAAUCUUUUAUUAUUAAUGAAGCAAAACAUUGCGAUUUCAGUUAUCAUGAAAAUAUUUUUGAAAGGAAAUUAAGUGAUUUUAAAGAUUAUUAA
Funneliformis mosseae is the source of this 1863-nucleotide messenger RNA. The record is from the annotation of a GenBank genome assembly. Lineage: Eukaryota; Fungi; Glomeromycota; Glomeromycetes; Glomerales; Glomeraceae.